Messenger RNA from Lineus longissimus, 2229 nucleotides. RefSeq lists its product as uncharacterized. Gene Ontology annotation, molecular function: protein binding. Gene Ontology annotation, biological process: signal transduction. The record is from RefSeq and is a predicted model, not a curated record. Lineage: Eukaryota; Metazoa; Nemertea; Pilidiophora; Heteronemertea; Lineidae. Bases 227 to 1324 code for a protein of 365 amino acids. The transcript has 7 exons.
UGUAAACAAUAUGGAAGCUAAUUGCAAGGAACUUCAUAAAAAUCCCACUAUACAGUCACCUAAACCGGUAGUGAUAUCGUAGUUCCUUUCAUGUGAUGUGUUAAAUGUUAGUCAGGACGACGAUGAUGCCACUCCGUAAGCCUUCCUGAUCAGAUUAUCAUCCCAUUCCAUCUGACAAAUGAUGCCCUAGCUUAACUGAAAUAGGUUCAUCCACAAGGAACUCACCAUGUCCAAGAAAGCAUCUGCAUCACACUCUGUCCCCAAGGCGGGGCGUGGUGGUGUGUCUCCACUACGGACUAAAAAACAACAGGAGGAAAUGUUACUUGAAAACAAAAUUCUGACAGAAAAAGUUGAAGUACUCACAAAACAAACUGAUGACAUGAAGAAUAAAUUGGAAUUAAUCAUGACAAAGAUUGUCGAUUAUUCAAAUAAAGAGGAUUACGAAAUUACUGAAGACACUUAUAUUCUUGAUAUUGAGACUAGUGACAUUUUGGAGAUGAUCUCGAAGAUUGUGUCAGGUGAUCACGGAAAGGAUACGCUAGAGACUCGAGUUGAGGAGUUAGAGACAAGGGUGACGCACCAGAACUGUCAGGUUGCCAGGUUGACCCAGCAUAUCUUCAUGUUGGAGGACGGCCUGAGGAGUAUAAGACAGUGUCGUGAUCUCGCAUCUGUGUUCACUCUGACAGACUCUAUAGAAGACAAAAUUGUUACAUUUCAAGACAGUGAUGCUGGUAUGUUAAUGACCAACAAGAAGUCACAAGGAAAGCGACUCCCUCAGAUUGGUACAGGCAAGAAGACCCCACAAGAUGAUCGCAAGGAAUCACAGAUUCGGGCGACUGAAAUCAAGAUUGAGCAGGAAUCAGUUUCUGGGACAUCCGAUGGAAGUUUGUCUUUCCCGAGUUUACCAGACACCGUGAUAAAAUAUCGCAACAAUAUCAUUCAGCAGAAGAUCAAAACCCUUCAUCAGAACUCGAUGGAACUCGGUGCCACUUUGAACAAAAUGUUGCCCCAGAGAAAACUGCCACCCAACACCCAUAUCAGUAAGAUGAAUCCAUUCCUCAAGCAGUACCUGUCCAAUGAACUCAGUCUAGAGAAAGCUUCAGGUGCUGAUUGGAGGAUGUUGGCGAGAAAGGUAGGAAUAAUUGAGGAACAAAUUGUUGAAUGGAGGAAGAAAAAAGUGGACGCGCCGCUGUUUGAGGUUUUCAAAGUGUGGGAGAGAAGUGUUGCGGCAACUGUACAAAUUCUUCAUCGUCAUUUGAUAUCACCGACGUUACGCUGCUCGAUACUUGCCAAGAGAAUACGGGACUUCUAUGAUGUGGACUGACCCUGUGACGAUUGUCAGUAUUUUUGCUGUUAUCAUCAGAUGGAGCAACAGUUGCAAUAAGACACGGAGCUAUGUGUCAUGAUAAACACAGUAUUUAACCGUCUUCUCCCUGCCGUGACAGGAAGUUCUGUCAUGACAAUUCUGUCCUGUACCGAGAAAUGUCUUUGUAAUUGUGACUGUGUCUUCGUGAUUGUGACUAUGUCUUCGAGAUUGUGACUAUGUCUUCGAGGUUGCCUUAAGAGCAGUGUCACUGACAUAUUCAGAUGUCCAUGACUCAUAUCUCAGGUUUACCCUUCUUGAGAAUUCGGAUGUCUUUUGCUAGCAACGUGUUGUAUUUAGUUGUUUAUUCGAAUCACAUUGUGCCAGGUUUCAAUUUCUUUCAUUCUGAGUGCUGUGAUCGUUGGAGUUUCAGAAUGUUUGCACAUCUUCCAUGCUCUGAUGUUGUGACUUUUGAACCUGUUUCAUCGAACCCCGUCCAAAUAUUUACACUUGACACUUAUCUUUCGGCUCUUUUCUGUGAUACAUCUUGUGACUUUGAUACAAUGCAGAUGUAGUCUGUGUGCCUUCUUCACACAGGAUUAUUGAGGUUAUGUUGAAAUAGGAGAGAUAAUCAUGUAGGAGCAUUCUUAAUGCAAAUCCUUGCAAUUUGGUUAUGUUAUUAAUUUAUUUUGUUUGUUGACAAGCAAUUUGGUACUCACAGUUACAGAAGUAUUACUAGAAUCAAGAUUGUCUCAGCUAAUUGAUUUAUUAUUAUGCUUUAUCAGUUUUCAUUGGGUUUGGGAAACACUAACAAUUGUAGACCUGCUAUGCAAAAAUGGUAGUAUAUGUAGCUUCUUUCAAUCAAAACUAGAUGACAUCUGUAUAAAUAUUGCAAUACUUUUAGUUGAAUAAAUUUCUCUCGUUAU